Molecule: messenger RNA, 3224 nt
Organism: Macaca mulatta (Rhesus monkey)
Lineage: Eukaryota; Metazoa; Chordata; Mammalia; Primates; Cercopithecidae
Source: RefSeq, a predicted model, not a curated record
CGGCGCGGAGGCGGCGGCUGCAGGCGCCGGGGCGCAGUAGCGGACGGGGUGGGCGCGCGGCCAGGCGCCUCCCCGGCCCCCGCGACCCAACUCCGCCCGGGCCGGAGUAAGUUGCUGCCGCCGGCGGAGAGCGGGACUGCGAAGCCACCGGGACGCCAUGCCGGCGGUCAAGAAGGAGUUCCCGGGCCGCGAGGACCUGGCCCUGGCUCUGGCCACGUUCCACCCGACCCUGGCCGCGCUGCCGCUGCCGCCGCUGCCGGGCUACCUGGCGCCACUGCCCGCGGCGGCGGCCCUCCCCCCGGCCGCCUCUUUGCCCGCCUCGGCCGCCGGCUACGAGGCUCUGCUGGCCCCGCCGCUCCGCCCCCCGCGCGCCUACCUCAGCCUGCACGACGCCGCCCCGCACUUGCACCUGCCCAGGGACCCGCUGGCCCUCGAGCGCUUCUCGGCCACCGCGGCCGCGGCCCCGGAUUUCCAGCCGCUGCUGGACAACGGCGAGCCGUGCAUCGAGGUGGAGUGCGGCGCCAACCGCGCGCUGCUCUACGUGCGCAAACUCUGCCAGGGCAGCAAGGGCCCGUCCAUCCGCCACCGCGGCGAGUGGCUCACGCCCAACGAGUUCCAGUUCGUCAGCGGCCGCGAGACGGCCAAGGACUGGAAGCGCAGCAUCCGCCACAAAGGGAAGAGUCUGAAGACGCUUAUGUCCAAGGGGAUCCUGCAGGUGCAUCCUCCGAUCUGCGACUGCCCGGGCUGCCGAAUAUCCUCCCCGGUGAACCGGGGGCGGCUGGCAGACAAGAGGACAGUCGCCCUGCCUGCUGCCCGGAGCCUGAAGAAGGAGCGGACUCCCAGCUUCUCUGCCAGCGAUGGUGACAGCGACGGGAGUGGUCCCACCUGUGGGCGGCGGCCAGGCUUGAAGCAGGAGGAUGGCCCGCACAUCCGUAUCAUGAAGAGAAGAGUCCACACCCACUGGGACCUGAACAUCUCUUUCCGAGAGACGUCCUGCAGCCAGGACGGCAACCUUCCCACCCUCAUAUCCAGCAUCCACCGCAGCCGCCACCUCGUGAUGCCCGAGCAUCAGAGCCGCUGUGAAUUCCAGAGAGGCAGCCUGGAGAUCGGCCUGGGACCUGCAGGUGACCUGUUGGGCAAGAGGCUGGGCCGCUCCCCCCAUAUCAGCAGCGACUGCUCUUCGGAGAAGAGGGCACGAAGCGAAUCCCCCCAAGUAGAAGCACUGCUGCUGCCGCCAGAGCUGGGGCCCAACAUGGCCCCGGAGGACCACUACCGUCGGCUCGUGUCGGCGCUGAGCGAGGCCAGCACCUUUGAGGACCCUCAGCGCCUCUACCACCUGGGCCUCCCCAGCCACGGGUCACUCCGGGAUGCAGUCGGACCUCCCGCCCGCUGCACUCAGCCUCCCAGGCCCCAGCCGCCCGCCUGGCAGGGGAGCUUGGCUUUUCGGGCUAGAGAUCUCCUGAGGGUCCGGCAGGAGGUGGCAGCUUCAGCUCUGAGGGGCCCCAGUGGCCUGGAAGCCCACCUGCCCUCCUCCGCGGCAGGUCAGCGCCGGAAGCAGGGCCUGGCUCAGCACCGGGAGGGCGCCGCCCCAGCUGUCGCCCCGUCCUUCUCGGAGAGGGAGCUGCCGCAGCCGCCCCCCUUGCUGUCGCCCCAGAAUGCCCCUCACAUCGCCCUGGGCCCCCAUCUCAGGCCCCCCUUCCUGGGGGUGCCCUCGGCUCUGUGCCAAACCCCAGGCUACGGCUUCCUGCCCCCAGCCCAGGCGGAGAUGUUCGCCCGGCAGCAGGAGCUCCUGCGGAAGCAAAACCUGGCCCGGCUGGAGCUGCCCGCCGAUCUCCUGCGGCAGAAGGAGCUGGAGGGCGUGCGCCCACAGCUGCUGGCGCCCGAGGCCGCCCUGCGCCCCAACGACGGCGCCGAGGAGCUGCAGCGGCGCGGGGCCCUGCUGGUGCUGAACCACGGCGCGGCGCCAUUGCUGGCCCUGCCCCCCCAGGGGCCCCCGGGCUCCGGACCCCCCACCCCGUCCCGGGACUCUGCCCGGCGAGCCCCCCGGAAAGGGGGUCCCGGCUCUGCCUCGGCCCGGCCCAGCGAGUCCAAAGAGAUGACGGGGGCUAGGCUCUGGGCACAAGAUGGCUCGGAGGACGAGCCGCCCAAAGACUCGGACGGAGAGGACCCCGAGGCGGCAGCUGCUGGGUGCCGGGGGCCCACUCCGGGCCAAGCUCCAGCUGGAGGGGCCGGCGCCGAGGGGAAGGGGCUUUUCUCAGGGUCCACACUGCCCCCUCCGCUGCCCCUGGGCUUCCCCUAUGCCGUCAGCUCCUACUUUCACACAGGCGCCGUAGGGGGACUCUCCGUGGAUGGGGAGGAGGCCCCAGCCCCCGAGGACGUCAGCAAAUGGACCGUGGAUGAUGUCUGCAACUUCGUGGGGGGCCUGUCUGGCUGCGGAGAGUACACUCGGGUCUUCAGGGAGCAGGGGAUCGACGGGGAGACCCUGCCACUGCUGACGGAGGAGCACCUGCUGAGCACCAUGGGGCUGAAGCUGGGGCCCGCCCUUAAGAUCCGGGCCCAGGUGGCCAGGCGCCUGGGCCGAGUCUUCUACAUGGCCAGCUUCCCUGUGGCUCUGCCACUGCAGCCACCAAUCCUGCGGGCCCCGGAGCGAGAACUCGGCACAGGAGAGCAGCCCUUGUCCCCGAAGACGGCCACGUCCCCCUAUGGAGGGGGCCACACCCUUGCUGGUCGAGCUUCACCCAAGCAGGAGAAUGGGACUUUGGCUCUGCUUCCAGGGGCCCCUGACCCUUCCCAGCCUCUGUGUUGAGGUGGCCGGGGGUACGGGGUGGGGCCACACAAAUCUGCAGGAGCCACCACUCACUACAAUGGCCCUGCCUCCCACAGCUUUAUUUCUUUUGGUUUUGGAUGCAAAACAAAAAAUUUUGAAGGAAAAUGUGACUUCAAAGGAAAGGAGGAAAUUUCCAAAGACUUGGGGGAGUGAAUGUAGAGCCUGGUGCAGCCGAGGUCUGCAGAUGGAGGGCAGAGGUGGUGGAAGGGGCCAGGGGUCUGCAGGCCUCCCCCUGGAACUAGGACUGGUCUAGUCUCCUGACAUCAGGGUCAUCGUCUCCCCAGCGGAGCUGGCUUCAGCCCAGAGCUGUGGGGCUUCGGCAGCCACGCCAGCCCAGCACAGCUCUCAGUCCGUUUGGUCUUCCAUGCUGAAAAAUAAAUAAAGCCUGUCCCCUGUC